Xiphophorus hellerii (green swordtail) is the source of this 4922-nucleotide messenger RNA. Its product is annotated as iporin. The record is from RefSeq and is a predicted model, not a curated record. Bases 279 to 3803 code for a protein of 1174 amino acids. The transcript is spliced from 10 exons. Lineage: Eukaryota; Metazoa; Chordata; Actinopteri; Cyprinodontiformes; Poeciliidae. Gene Ontology annotation, cellular component: cytoplasmic vesicle.
CGGUGCUGAUGUGGCGGCGUGGGGGUCGAUGAUGAUCGCGUGUGUCCGCAUUUACAUGCCGGACCGGGUUCAUGUGGUUCUCCAACACAGUUAGCAUGGAGAGAUUUUAAAAGUGGAUGCUCUAUUUUUAUUAUUAUUAAGAAACUAUGCAGUUUUGUGUAAACCUGGAAGAGAAACAAGCUUGUAAAAUGUUUUCAUGAGGAAUUUGCAAUUGGAAGACGCACAUCUACUGUGACUGACGGCUGUUUUCAAGAUAGUUUUAGGAACAUGGGGACAGCAUGAUCGGAGCAUCCACUCUCCCGGGUCACACCUUGCUAGCGUGCCACUUCCCAGUGGUGCAGCUUCCCACCUGGCAGCUUCCGGUCCAGGCCCUGUGCAGCUCCGCCAAGAGGCCCAGCCGGCUUUGCUCGUCGGGUCUGACCCGGGCGGUGUCCCUCCCAGAGCAGGACACACUCACUCGAGAACACUGCUUUACGGGUGGACGGAGGCCCUUUUCCAGCAGCUACAGCAGUCUCCGUGAGGAUCGGGUGGAGGAAGAGGGGACCAGUGACAGCAGCGGCAGGUACGAUUCCAACUCAUCGCCAGAAGAAACGGGCUCCAUCAACAAGGAGGAAAGCUGCGGAGCUGCAACCACCCAGCGCUCACACAACUCGUUCCUUCCCAACCCAGAUCUAGAUGAGGACGAGGAAGACGAAGACAGUGAUGGAGACAAUCUCCACAGAUAUCGCGAGGAUUCAUCUUUCGUGUUGCAUGGAAACUCCAACUGGUCGCUGAACAACGGUGGUAAUGACGCACUGCUUCAUGAGGACCUGGACAGUGAAUGGAUUAAUGAAGGAUUAAUGCUGGGAAUGGGAAGGAACCAACACUGGCUGUCUAACCAGAUGGACUUGCUGCAGUCAGGAUGCCAGGGCUUUGCUGUGAGCAGAUCUGGCAUCGCUCUUCUGACUUGUUUGGAGCAGGACUCAGACAGACUGCAAGAGAACAUUUACAGGGAGCACAAAUGUUCCCCAGAGCAGCUGCCCAACAUUCACACAGAAGAUGUGAGUGAUUCCUCCUGUAACAGCUCAGACGGUGUGCUGGUUAAUUUCUGUACCAUCUACAACAAAAGCAACAAUCCUGCCACACCUCAGGAUCUCAGCAGCCCUGCUGUUGACCCCUGUCGGUCAUCUGAGGGGUCUGUGUUCCUCAGUCUCCAACCUGUUCCUCAACAGGCCCAGAGAGAAGAAGCUGGGUCGACACCGUCCGGCCUAGAUUCAAACUGCAACCUUUACUCCCAGGAGCCAUCGGCUCCUGGUCUUUCUGCGCUGGAGGUUACAGAUCUGGUUGCCUGCAUACGAAGUCAGGACACGCUGGCCAUGGGGACAAACCAGAAGUACUACAAGCUGGUGACUUGUGACCUCUCAUCCCAGUCACCAAGCCCCGCCUGGUCCAGUCUCACCAGCUGUCUCGAAGGGCCUGACAGAAGCAGCACCAUUCUGCCCCCUCUUGACUCUGAAAAGGAAGGACCAACCAAGGAAAACAUGGAGGCAAGCGACCACCAGGUUGCCACCACCUCCACUGCCCCCUGGAGGAAGCAACAUUUGCAGGGCCCCCAGAGCUUCUCCCACAUGCCUUGUUCACUGUGCAGCAGCCAGCGUAGCCCACAUAGUAGUAAAUGCCAAGAAACAGGAGCUGAAUCCACCCAGCCAUCUGUGAUUCAGGAGCGGGAUUACAAUGAUGUAGAUGCCACUGACAUGAGUGUUUGGUGCUGCGACAAGGAACUGGGACGCUACAGUAAGCUACGAAGGCCGACUUCUUUGCCCAUCCAGCCAUUCGUUCUGCUCCCUGCAGAAAAGCCACAGUAUCAGCCUCAACACCUAGGAGGCCUGCUUGAGCAGUACCUAAACCAAAAGAGCAGCAAGCCUGCUAGCUCCCCGAACGGACUCAAGUCCAAGGAGAAAAGAAGCGAGUGUUUGUCCGAACUCCAGCCAUCUCCAGUGGAGAGCCUCUGCCCAGUAUUCUUGGAGGCUGCAUCCAGCUCCGAUACCUGCUCCACCUGCACUCCGAGUCCAAAAUGUUUCAGCCGCAGACACAUGUGGAGUCCAAAGUCCCAAAGAACAUCACAAGAGGCUAAUCUAAAAUUGAUGGCCGAGUCUCAGGAAAGCUCAAGCCUAAACUCUGGCACAACGAACAAUCAACCCAACGUUGUUAGGAUUCACACCUGUCAGGACCUGAUCACCCUGCAGCCAGAGUCAAAGCAAGUUACUUCUGGAUCCAAAAAUACUAACAAGGAUCCCAAAAAAACUGCUUUCCAUUCAAAAGCCUCCCACAUAACACCUGGAAAACCUGACUCGAACCUUCGAGUGUCCUUGUCGCCUCCCCAAACCUCACAAUCACAGCUGAUGCUCCAGCAUCAUCAACCCCUCAUUGCUGCAGCUCGCCUCUCCUCUUUAAGCACUUUCAUCUCCUCAGACCUGCAUUCCAAGCAAAACCAUGAGCCUGAGAGGCUCAGCCCAAAGCCAGCUAAGAGUCAGCACAGUCAGUCGCUGAUCCUGAACAACAGGCCGCCUGCAGAGUUCUGCCUCUCGCCGGAUACAUCAUACGAGUCAAUGUCUAUCAGUCAUCUGCAGAGGAAAGGUUUGCUGAGAGCUGUGAGCAGGGCAGUGGAUCUGAUCAUGGCUCAUUUUGGAAGUAGCAGAGACCCAGAAGAAAAGAUGCGUCUGGGUAACAGCUCUUAUAGUCCCACCAUAGCUGGCCUCGUCCUAGAACACUUGUGUCCUGCAAUUCAGAACAUUUUAGAGGAUGGACUGAGGGACCACAAGCUGGAUUUCAUAAUUGGGCAGCGCCGCAAUCACUCCUGGAGUGUGGUGGAGAUCUCCACAAGAAUGGGUUCAUCCACCAAGGUCCUCCACACCCUCGUUUCCAAAAUAAAGCGGUGCACCGAGCUCACCAGCCACUGUAUGAGACUGAGAGCCUUCCUCAUGGGCCUUCUCAAUUAUUUCUUGUCUUGCAGCUUGAGAGCUUUGGAAUUCUGGCUUAGUCACCUGCAGAGUCAAAAAGAUGUCGUUACAGCGUACUACCACACCUGGGGGUUCCUGUACACGUCACUGAGUCGCUGUCGGCCUCUGUUCCAGGAGCUGCUUCUUCUCCUUCAGCCGCUCUCAGUGCUGCCCUUUGACCUAAAUCUUCUCCUGGAGCCACGAUUGUUAAGUCAAAGACAGCUGUGUUCGGAGGAGCGUGAUGCUCUCCCACCUCAGCCGUGCUCUGCCUUGCUUGUGACCAGUUGGCCAAAGAUACAAGCCAACAGAAAGUCGGAAUACAGCAGGCGUAACAGUCAAUCACACUGGAGAGAGCAGGAGUUUCUACGGUCUCAGAGUUCAAGUUGUUGCAAGCAGGAUUAUGGGGCCAUGCAAAACAACAGAAAUCUGCUUUUGGCUUCUUUGUCAAACAAGCCAGAUUUUGUGCAAAGUGUAGCAAAAGCUGUGAACGUCAGCCUAGAUCAUAGAAGUACUUUGUUUCAAACCAAUGUGGAUGGUAGGGAGAAUGAGAGAGAAGUGGAAAAAGACAGCAGAGGCCAAAACGCAACAGCUUCCGUCCAGGAAGACAGUCCCUGUCAGAGCGGCCUGCGGUGGGCCAAGCUGUUUGGAGCAGCUGGUGUUUCUAGCAGAGCUGAGAAAAGGUCCCACCCUCACACUGAAGCACAAAAACGAAGGCUACCGUCUCAGUGGCUGCAGUUGGACAGAUCUCAGAUUGGACUUUUGGCUCAAUCCAUUAGAUCCAUAAAGCUGGGACCACCUCAGACUGGCUUGGGUGCUGAAAACUAAAUCAUACGUGUGCGACUAUUUACUCUAAUGACACAAAGUGUUAAUAUGCAGAACAACUUCUACAAAGCCCAAUUAAACUUUUUAUUCUGAAGCAAAAAAACUGCACCAAAAAAAGCACUAGAGUAGGAUAAUUACCACGGUAAUGGGAGAAGACUAAAUGUUGUCCAGCAGGAAUACCAAUAUUUCUUUCCAUUAGUGAUUUUAUGAAACAAUUAUUAUUUGUAAGGUAAGGAUGUUUUUCUAAUUGUUUUUCAGUUUAAAAGUUGGAUGUUUCAAAAAAAUGUCAGUGUAAAAUUUAAUUGUGCAAUUUUUAAAGUUACAUGCAAUAGAACAAUCUGACAGGUUAAGUGUAUAACACAGAAAUAAAUUACAAUUUUAUUCCAAGUUCUGUGAAUCACAGAAUAUGAUUAAACACACAUAUGUGUAUUUUCUCCUUUUUUCCUGUGCAGUUUCUGAUCAUAGUUUGGUAAAAUAAAUAAAAACAAAUGCAAACAUUUUUCUUAUGAAUAAGGUUCAAUCAGGUGCCAUCUGGAUAAUCGGGAUUUGAUGCUUAUAUAUCUUUUCUUUGUAUUUGCUUGUAUUCCUAUAAACCACAACACAGAUUAGGUUUUUAUUUCUAAAGUAGGUAAAGCAAACAAACUAAAAUAUUUAUGUCAGUGCCAAAAAUAACAAACCCAGCAACUUUUACUCUAACCAGUUUCCUUUCCUAUUAUAUUCCCAGCAUGAACUCAUUGUAGGUGCAUGAACUUAGAAACAUGCAGUAGGUGCUCUUAUCCUUCUGUGAUCUAAAGCUUAGAUGUACAUUUGGUUUUGCAAAUUUUCUGUUUAUUUUUAUUUUUUCUAUUGUUGUUUUGCUGCACUACAGUAAGCCCCCUGGUGGCUGAUUCAUGUAUCAAAUGUGUGCCAGCUAUGUUUUAACAGCGUGUUCAUAAAUUUUAUUAAGGGAAGAAAAAUGUUUUUUUUUUCUUUUUAACAUUUGGCAAAUAGAGGACUUUAAUGUGAAACUUUUUUUCACAUUGUCUUCUUUUUCACAUCUUCAGUGUUUUUGUUAUUUCAUGGUUGCUUCCUCUAAUGCCCUGUGACAAUCAGUCUCUCAAUAAAGACCUAAAACACUUUAAA